ACCACGUGUGCGCCCUGCGCCACGCUUGCCGCAGCUUGAGAGCUUUCGCGUCGGGAGCUGAGUUCCUGGGCUGCGAUUCGGCGCUCGGAGCCCGGCUGGCCUGUGCCCGGUGGCCGCGCCUGUGCCCUGUCCCCAGCCGGGCCCCAGGCGCCAUGGCGUCCCGCGGGAGGAAGCGGAAGGCCGAGGCGGCGCUGGCCGCUGCGGCCGAGAAGCGGGAGAAGCCGGCCGGCGGCCAGGAGGGGGAAGUGGAGGGGCCGAGCGUCGUCAUCGAGCACUGCACGAGCUGACGAGUCUACGGGCGCAACGCCGCGGCCCUGAGCCAGGCGCUGCGCCUGCAGGCCCCCGAGCUGGCGGUGAAGGUGAACCCUGCCAGGCCGCGGAGGGGCAGCUUCGAGGUGACGCUGCUGCGCGCCGACGGCAGCAGCGCGGAGCUCUGGACGGGUCUUAAGAAGGGGCCCCCACGCAAACUCAAGUUUCCGGAGCCUCCCGUGGUGCUGGAGGAGCUGAAGAAGUACCUUUCGUAGGGAGGUGGGGCAGAAGGCGUCUCGCUGAGCCUCUGUUCCUGGUGAUAUUGGAACGUUUAUGACGGGACGUGGCCAAACUUCAGUCAUGUCCCUGAAGCUGUGGUUUCCUCCCCUCCAGAAACGAUGGUUCAGUUGUGAGGCAGUCCUCUAGUAAGACAUUGAAAAGUUCUUGGAUUUGGUUUAAUAAAAAUUAAAGGAUCUGAGUUGACAUAAA
Messenger RNA from Budorcas taxicolor (takin), 738 nucleotides. It is a transcript of the gene SELENOH, whose product is annotated as selenoprotein H. The record is from RefSeq and is a predicted model, not a curated record. Lineage: Eukaryota; Metazoa; Chordata; Mammalia; Artiodactyla; Bovidae. The transcript is spliced from 4 exons. Gene Ontology annotation, cellular component: Golgi apparatus.